CACCGGGUAAUCCGUUAUGAAGGUCAAACAUUUAGUUGUGACUUUUGUAGAGCAGCAAGCUGUAAUGAAUUGAAUUCUUAUACUCCAUUUUGAUGAGAAAGAUCAGAUUGGGUCAACUCAUCCCACCAUUAUAUAAGCAGAGCCUUCUUCGAACUCUCUAAUCUUCACCCAUUACUACAUACCUUUCUUCCUACUAGCGAUCCUAUCAUGGCCACCAAACUCCACAUUGUAUACUACUCCACUUACGGACACGUUGAGAAGUUAGCGCAUGAAAUUAAGAAAGGAGCAGAGUCCGUUGAAGGCGUAGAGGCCAAGCUCUUUCAGGUUCCAGAAACCCUGUCCGAUGAGAUACUGGGAAAACUGGGGGCGCCCCCAAAGAGUGACGUUCCGAUCAUAUCCCCCCACGACCUGCCGGAAGCCGAUGGUUUCAUCUUUGGGUUCCCGACCAGAUACGGAAUGAUGGCUGCUCAGUUCAAAGCCUUUCUGGACGCCACCGGCGGUCUGUGGAGGACCCAGGCUUUAGCCGGCAAGCCCGCCGGCCUUUUCUACAGCACCGGUUCCCAGGGCGGCGGCCAAGAAACUACCGCGCUAACAGCAAUUACUCAAUUGGUUCACCACGGGAUGAUAUAUGUGCCGAUAGGGUACACGUUUGGAGCGGGCAUGUUCGAGAUGGAGCAGGUGAAGGGCGGGAGCCCUUAUGGUUCGGGGACUUUUGCGGGGGACGGGUCCCGGCAGCCAAGCCAGCUGGAGCUCGACCAAGCCUUCCACCAGGGCAAAUACAUCGCUUCUAUCACAAAGAAGCUUAAAGCCGGAUCCGCUGCUCUCUGAUCCAUUCAUUAAAAACCCUCCCAAAUAAUGACGCCCGCCCGGCUCGGCCCGCCCUGGCCCGGCCCUUUUUUAUUGUUUGUGUUCUUUUAUUAGCAUAUGUAUGUGUGUAUGUAUGUCUUGGAGCCUUGGAGGGGUUGGAGGCGGGAAUGCAACCCCAAUUCAAUGUUGUUGUACUAUAUGAACCAUUACUUAAUUAAUUAAUACUCCGUAAUAUAUGUGUGGUUCUUCGAGUUUAAUUUGUUGUUUCUAUAUAUGUAUGUGGGAGUGGUUAGCCUUUGAGGAGUUUGAUCUCAGCCUCAAAUAUGUCACUCCUCAACAAUUACACUCCACUUUGUAAUUUACAUUUCGUUUAUAUGUGUGAAUUAUUUUGAUCUCUUAGUUAGCUAUAGCUAGUGAACAAUAAAGAGAUGUUAGGGUGACCGAGUAGAGGAAUUAGUGACUCGGCCAGAUGUUAUGAAAUCAAUCUCAAUAUCAAUAAUUUCUAGCUCUUGCACGCUCUUUGUGCUACAUACUUAUCUACUAUGGUUUAUUGGUA
Molecule: messenger RNA, 1363 nt
Organism: Cuscuta europaea
Lineage: Eukaryota; Viridiplantae; Streptophyta; Magnoliopsida; Solanales; Convolvulaceae
Source: the annotation of a GenBank genome assembly